Acanthosepion pharaonis is the source of this 1263-nucleotide messenger RNA. NCBI's taxonomy places the organism in Eukaryota, Metazoa, Mollusca, Cephalopoda, Sepiida, Sepiidae. The record is from the annotation of a GenBank genome assembly.
AUGUCUGCUUACGUUCCUCUCUCUGCACAGAAUUGCCCGUCUAUUCAUUGGCCGGUCCUUUUUAUCGCUUCGCCUACAAUAGAACACAUGUUGUAUAGACUUUCUUUACAUCAUUUUCCUUUAUUUCUUUUUCUGUUCUUUAUUUCUUUACCAUUCUAUCUUUCAAUCUUUAUUACCUAUUCCUUCUUCCUUCCUUUACCAUUCUUUCUUUUUUACCAUUCUUUCUUUUUUUCUUUCUUUCUUUACCAAUUUCCUUCCUUCUUUACAAUUCUUUCUUUCUUUACCAUUCUUUCUUUCAAUAUUUAUUUCAUAUUCUUUCUUCCAUUUUUACCAUUCUUUCUUUUUUACCAUUUUUUCUUUCUUUUUUACCAAUUUCCUUCCUUCUUUACAAUUCUUUCUUUUUUUACCAUUCUUUCUUUCAAUGUUUAUUUCCUAUUCCUUCUUUCUUUCUUUACCAUUUAUUUCGUCUUUAUCAUUCUUCUUUCUUUUUUCUUUCUUUCAUUACUAUUUUCCUUCCUUCUUUACAAUUCUUUAUUUCUUUACCAUUCUCUCUUUCAAUAUUUAUUUCCUAUUCCUUCUUCCUUUUUUACCACUCUUUUUUUUACCAUUCUUUCUUUUUUCUUUCUUUCUUUCUUUCUUUCUUUCUUUCUUUCUUUCUUUCUUUAUCAUUUUCCUUCCUUCUUUACAAUUCUUUCUUUACCAUUCUUAGUUUCAAUAUUUAUUUCCUAUUCCUUCUUCCUUUCUUUACACUUCUUUCUUUUUUACCAUUCUUUCUUUUUUACAAUUCUUCUUCUUUACCAUUUUCCUUCCUUCUUUACAAUUCUUUCUUUCUUUACCAUUUUUACAAUAUUUAUUUCCUAUUCCUUAUUUCUAUCUUUACUAUUCUUUCUUUUUAUCAUUUUUUCUUUUUUAUCAUUUUUCUUUCUUUCUUUCUUUCUUCCUUUACCAUUUUCCUUAAUUCUUUACAAUUCUUUAUUUCUUUACCAUUCUUUCUUUCAAAAUUUAUUUCCUAUUCCUUCUUUCUUUCUUUAUCAUUCUUUCUUUCUUUACCAUUCUUUACUUCUGUCUUUCUUUAACAUUCUUGUUUCUUUCUUUACCAUUUUCCUUCCUUCUUUACAAUGCUUCCUUUCUUUACCUUUCUUUACUUAUGUCUUUCUUUCUUACAAUUUUUUUUUUACCAUUCGUUCUUUUUUUCUUUUUAUGAUUCUUUCAUACUUUACCAUUCUUUCUUUCUUUAACAAUCUUUCUUUCUUUCUUUAUUGA